GUUCCUGAGGUGCCGGAGGGUGAGUUGAUCAAAGCGUACACUCUGCAGCACGCCGAGAGUGGGCUGGGGAAUGACUAUCUGAAGAGGAAGAAUGUGAUACGGGUGCGAAUGGAGGGCGAGCAGUUUUUAUUACAAGCUAUGAAUGUGGCGAGUGUUGUGGAAUGGAUUGAGGGACUGCAUUCUGCAACGAACGUUGCGUUAGACCUUGAUGAACGUCCGAUGCCUCGAGGUCCGCUAUUCCCUAGG
This is a messenger RNA of Desarmillaria tabescens, 246 nucleotides long. RefSeq lists its product as uncharacterized. The transcript is spliced from 2 exons. The record is from RefSeq and is a predicted model, not a curated record. Lineage: Eukaryota; Fungi; Basidiomycota; Agaricomycetes; Agaricales; Physalacriaceae. The annotation marks the transcript as partial.